This is a messenger RNA of Misgurnus anguillicaudatus (oriental weatherfish), 2004 nucleotides long. RefSeq names its product MKKS centrosomal shuttling protein (gene mkks). Gene Ontology annotation, molecular function: ATP binding. Gene Ontology annotation, biological process: developmental process; cilium assembly; protein folding. The record is from RefSeq and is a predicted model, not a curated record. Gene Ontology annotation, cellular component: cytoplasm; kinociliary basal body; nucleus. Lineage: Eukaryota; Metazoa; Chordata; Actinopteri; Cypriniformes; Cobitidae.
CUUGGACACUACGUGAAACCAUGUGUAGUACGUAAACACCAACAGCCUGGCAUUUGCCGUAUGGUUUAAAGCGUUUUCUGUCUUUUAGGUUUACUUUAUCAAAUAAACAAAACUUUGGGUAUGUAUUCGUUUUGUGUGUACGUGUAUGCGUCACAUGUUUUUUAGUGUUUUAUAUAGAAAAUAGCACCGACGCUUGUUCCAUAGGAAGGUCACUAAACUCAUAUUGUACUCCUUAGUAUCAUGUCUUCGUGAAACCUGAAACCUUUAGUAAAAGAAGCCACAGCAUGUCUCGUAUUUGUAAGAAGGAACCGGCUGUGUGCACAGAUGAACCGCUUUCCAACAGCAAAAUCUGUCAAAGGAUUGCUCUGUUUAGAGAUAUACUGAGUACUGGAUACGGACCUACUGGCAGAUUAAAACAAAUCCACAACAAUGUUGGUGGGAACGUGCUGACCACAUCAACUUCCACAGUGUUGCUCAAACGAUUAGAUCUCUCUGAUCCUCUUCUCAAACUAAUCUCAACGGCUAUUCAACAUCACACCACACGUUACAGCGACUGUGGGCUAUUUAUGGGGAUUUUCAGUCUCAAACUCAUCGAAAAUACUCAAAAACUUGGCCUCGGGACUGUUGCAGCAGCCAAAGUAUACAAGCACCUUUUGAAAGAAUGCAACGUGUAUUUUAAAGAUGACAGCUGUAUUUGUAAGGUCCGAGUGGACUUUAGCAGCUGUGAUUCACUGGUUGCACUGGCCACCAGUAUGGUCGCAAGCAAACCAGGCUGCAUGUUGAAUAGCAAGGAGACACAACAUAUCAGUUCACUCAUCACACGAGCCUUCCUGUAUUCAAUCCCAUGUGACUCUCCUGAUGUGACUUGUUUCGGCAGGACAGUCACCAUUGGUAUUGAGAGUCAAUCGGUGAGCGAUUCUGCUCUUUUCCCAGGACUGUUGGUGGAUGUCCCUGAGAUGCUUCGACCUGAAGAUCUUAAGUCACUGGGACCUGGCCCAUUUAAGGUGGUGCUUUUUAGCACAUCUUUGGCAGGUGACAUCUCAGAUGUUGGUGAUCUGACAUUGGAGUUGUGUAGCGGUGUGGACCCCGAGUUUGAGCUUCUUCAGCAGCUCCUGAGGAUUGGGGAACACAUUGUUAAGGAUGAUGUGACCUUGUUUGCAUGUCAAAAAGUAGUGCAUCCUGUUCUUCAGCAAUAUUUGAGGGACCAUGCGGUUAUUGUGAUAGAGAGACUCGGACUUGGGAUGAUGGAGCCAUUUGUACAGAUAACUGGUGCUCAGGCUGUUGCCUCCCUGUGCUCUCCAGUCCCUUCUGAAUCGUACGGGCAGGUUCGAGGGUUCAGUUUUCAAUCAUGCGGAUCCAGAGAGCUGCUCCAGAUUCUUCCUUCUAAAGAGAUUGCAUUUAGCAGCAUGGUACUCUGCCACAGAAAUGAAACUAUGCUGGAAGAGCUCAAGAUGACAUGCCAAAGGGCAGAACAUGUUUUGCGACUGACUCUAAGAGAUCCCUACGCCCUGCUCGGAGGAGGCUGUACUGAGACACUUCUGGCCACCUACAUCACACACAUGAAUCGGUCCACAGUCGCAGAAACGGCCGCAAUUCUUGGUGUGACUCAAUCUGAGAUCCUUAUGGCAGUGGAGGUUUUUUGCAGCUCUUUGCAAGCAGUGACUCUUUCUUUAGAGCAUGAUGGACACGACUGUCUCAUUGACUUGACAUAUGCUCACCACUGGGUCUCCGAUAUGGACUCAAAUACCAGUGCCAGGCAGACCUGUGGUUGUGGCCUGGUGGAGGAUAGACCCAAACUGGAGAGGACCCAUUUCAAUACAGCUUACUCCACAUUCUCUCCCGUUUCCCCGGAAAACUCUCACAAUCGGCCCAAAAUAUUGGAUUCAUUUUCUGCCAAGCUUAAUGCUUUGAAUAUGGCUGUCGAGAUUGCUAAUCUUGUUUUAGAUGUAAAAUAUAUCAUCAGGGAUGUAAAUUAAAUUUUGAUGAAAAGGUUUUACAUCUGAA